Molecule: messenger RNA, 1114 nt
Organism: Phycomyces blakesleeanus NRRL 1555(-)
Lineage: Eukaryota; Fungi; Mucoromycota; Mucoromycetes; Mucorales; Phycomycetaceae
Exons: 7
Coding region: 1-975 (324 amino acids)
Biological process (GO): glycine import into mitochondrion
Cellular component (GO): mitochondrial inner membrane; mitochondrion
Molecular function (GO): glycine transmembrane transporter activity
Source: RefSeq, a predicted model, not a curated record
AUGACUACAACAAAAGAAUUUAGAAAUCCGUCUGUACAUGCCAUUGGUGGUGCAUUGUCAGGAAUGACUGCAUGUGUUAUGUUACAGCCUCUAGAUCUCAUAAAGACGCGAUUGCAGCAGCAACGACAAGAUCACCUUGCAUUCCUCAGAGAAGCGAAAAAGAAAGGCCUCUUAAUCGCCCCACAAAACAGUACGAUUUACUCCACAGUACGAGAUAUCGUCUCUUCCAAUGGUUUCGGCGGUCUUUGGCGUGGUACGAUUCCGACUAUCAUAAGAAAUGUUCCUGGUUCGGCCCUAUAUUUCUUAGCUCUUUCCGAAAUCCGACAACUGCUUGAAAAGAGACGCCCUUCAUGGCAAAAGUAUGUUUAUCCAAAACAAUCCAGUACUAAAAACCAAACACAAUGGGAGAAUUUGGUGUCUGGUGCAACAGCCCGUGGAGCAGUUGGCUAUAUUAUGAUGCCUAUUACUGUAGUAAAAGUUCGCUAUGAGAGUAACUUUUAUAAUUACAGGAAUAUUUCGGAUGCGUUUGGUUCAAUUAUCAAGAAUGAUGGGUUUAGAGGAUUAUUCGCUGGAUACGGAGCAACCUUUAUUAGAGAUGCCCCAUUUGCUGGUAUCUACCUCUUCUUCUAUGAGCAAAGCAAGGCGUGGAGUAAAACCUUUGCAAAAAAAAAGAAUAUCGAGAUCCCAAAUAUGGCCAUUAACUUAGGAUCUGGUGUUGUGGCGGGUGUAGCAGCCACAUGUACAACACAGCCGUUUGAUAUGCUAAAGACUCGGAUGCAACUCAAACCCGCACUUUAUAAACACCUGGUUCAGGCUGCACGAAAAGUCUUUAAAGAGGAAGGAUUGGUAGGAUUCUUUGAUGGCAUCAGUGUUCGCUUAAUCCGUAAACCUCUUAAUUCUGCAAUUUCUUGGGCCAUUUAUGAAGAAGUUAUUCGCUGGAACGAUGCAAAACUAAUCCAAGACAACCCUAUUUGAUUCAGGCUGCUAAAUAUCUACCCUCAUAACCUCUUUGCACAAAUCUACUCAACCCUAUUCAUCUACAUAACACUUGCACAUUUACUAUUCUUUUUGUUGUAUAAUAAUACUUAUUGUUCAUGCGUUUGUCUUACAAUUA